This is a messenger RNA of Neurospora crassa OR74A, 898 nucleotides long. RefSeq lists its product as hypothetical. The transcript has a single exon. The coding region runs from base 216 to 488 and encodes 90 amino acids. Lineage: Eukaryota; Fungi; Ascomycota; Sordariomycetes; Sordariales; Sordariaceae. The record is from RefSeq and is a predicted model, not a curated record.
CUCGAUACAAAUUCCUCGAACCGACCUUUGCACGUAUAAACCUCAUACCCGCACCACCAAACCAACCUACAAGUACCAGCAAGCACCAGCAUCCAAACGCCAACACCAACAUCAACACUUAAGAACAAGCCAACAACAAACUCGGCAGCAUCCUUAACCCAGCACUGGUACUAACAGCCUGCCCUGCGCACUUCCACCACACAACACACAUCACAAUGUCCGCCCGACCACAAGUUUCGUACCUUACCUCCACAUCUUCGGCUUCGUCAUACUCGUCCUCCGACUCCGACCUGUCUUCGACGUCAUCAGUCCGGCACAGCAUGGACUCGACACAACCCAUCGUCUCGGUUGAGGUGCUCCGGUGCCUAAGGUGCGCCCGCGCCGAAGAGAUCACCUCGACAGACGACCCCAGCUCCAUGGGAAUGGUCCAGAUUGGCACCAACAUCUACUACUGCAACCGCUGCGCCAAGAUGACCGGCUACAAGUGAAUCAACAAAAGCGGCCUGCCUUCUCGCAAUCUACUACCAUGGUUGGAAUUAUGUGGGAGUUGGCCACUUGGGAUCUACGCAUCACCUUCGCACACGCGAAACACCCACAGCCUUCAGCAUCGCAGCGACAACGCUCGACCUGUUUAGCGGCUUCUUGGAUAUCAACUCGAAAUUCCACGUUGCUUCGAGGUCGAAUAGCGGCAGAUUUUGAGAGUCUGGACCAGAGUGUCCUGAUCGAUCGACGCAACUUCCGGCGAUCACUGUGGCAAUUUCCUCUUCGGCGGAUGUUUCCCUCCUGCAACACAGCCCACGACAUCUUUGCUACAGGCACUUGAAACACCGCCAUCCUCGCGGUGGCAACAAGUCUUAACCAUUGAUCGGUUUAUUCGGCGGACAAGAAUGUCGACAUG